GACACUGUAAGAGAUGUCAGACGGUGUGAUGGAUUUUCUAUCGUAUUGUCUCUAAUAUUGAUUGUGAUCCAUCUAUCAAGCUUCGGAUGUUUGUCUCUCAUGGAGCUCUGUUCUGUAAAAAGUAGCACAAGCGACAGAAUUUCGUAUAUUUCAUGGUUUUUUUAUCACUUCUGUUUAAUGGUGAUACUUAUAGAGCCUUGUCACCGCACCCAUCAACAGAAAGAAGAUAUUCAAGAACUAAUAGACCGUGUAAAGUAUGUUUGGAGCGAAUGCGACUCAAUUUUAUACGAGCUGGACAACUUCAAGCGCACAAUUGAAUUGAAUGAAGUGACAUUUUCGCCUCUGAAUUUAUUCGCUCUCAAUAGAUCGUUGGCGGUUAAGGUUGUUGGAUGCGCAUUAACUUAUUUAAUUGUAAUGUCCCAGUUUAAGUUAAUGUUUUAUAUUUAGUAACAAAUAGGUCUUAUAGAGUAAAUAUAUCAAGAAAAUUAUGCAGAGUUAUUUUUAAAGGACAUAUAAAUUAUGAAAAAUGAAUAAUAAAAUGCCAAAACUCUCAUUGGCUAAAACUUAUAAUCCUAACAAAGAGUUCACUGAAAUGAUUUGAUAUUGGCGGGAUCCGUUCUCAGUGGGACGAGAAGAUGCUCUUUAUAGAUAGAUGAAUGAGAGUAAUUAAAGGUGGAGAAAUGUUGAGAAACAGUUAUGUAUGAAAAUGGAUUAAAAUGUUAGUUUUAUAAAAUCAUUCUACAAAAUUAAGACGUAAAACGUCUUUCAAUACGAUUUCACGUAACGAUAUACAUUUUCGUCUUAAAAUCAUUCAGAACCAUUUUGUUUAUGUCCUAAUUUACAUUUAUUUAUAUUAUUUUUAUUUUUUAUUUUUUUUUUGUUUGAACUGAUUUCUGUAUUUCCUACCUUUAUCAAUUAUUAAUUAUUAAUG
Molecule: messenger RNA, 931 nt
Organism: Zerene cesonia (dogface butterfly)
Lineage: Eukaryota; Metazoa; Arthropoda; Insecta; Lepidoptera; Pieridae
Exons: 4
Coding region: 100-447 (115 amino acids)
Biological process (GO): sensory perception of taste
Cellular component (GO): axon; membrane; dendrite
Source: RefSeq, a predicted model, not a curated record